AUGUCACUCCAAACACCUAUCACAGAGCUGUUCAAGAUCCAACAUCCUAUCCUCCUCGCAGGGAUGAACGUCGCUGCUGGCCCCGAGCUCGCCGCGGCCGUCACCAACGCGGGAGGCAUGGGCGUGAUUGGCGGUGUGGGGUACACACCGAGGGUGCUCACGCAGCAGAUCAAGAUCCUCAAGGAUAACCUGAAGGACAAGAACGCGCCUUUUGGUGUGGACCUGCUGCUUCCCCAAGUGGGAGGUAAUGCGCGCAAGACGAACUAUGAUUAUACCAAGGGCCAGCUGCCAGCGUUGAUUGAUGUGAUCAUCAAGGAGAAAGCCGCGCUGUUUGUGUGUGCCAUCGGUAUCCCUCCCAAGGAAGUGGUCGACAAGCUUCACGCGGCGGGGAUCCCCGUGAUGAACAUGGUUGGGCAUCCCAAGCACGUUCCCCGCGCACUCGCAGCCGGUGUCGACCUCAUCUGCGCCCAAGGCGGUGAAGGCGGCGGGCACACCGGCUCCAUUCCCUUCUCCCUCCUCAUGCCCGCCUGUGUCGACGCUUGCCGCGGAAAACGUUCCUCGUUCACGGGUCAACCGAUCCACGUCAUCGCCGCCGGUGGGGUAUACGACGGGCGCGGGCUGGCCGCGGCGCUUAUGUUCGGUGCGCAGGCGGUGUGGGUUGGCACGCGUUUUGUGGCUAGUACGGAAGCGGGUGCGCCGAGGAUGCAUAAGGAGGCCGUCACGUCUGCUGGAUACGAUGACACGAUCCGAAGUGUGAUCUUCUCUGGUCGCCCGCUGAGAGUGAGGAAGACCCCAUACGUUGAAGACUGGGAAAACAACCGCCAGGCAGAGAUCGCCGAGCUCACAGGAAAGGGGAUCAUCCCCGCUGAAAAGGACUUAGAGGAGCACCCGGAGAAGAGUCUUGAGGCUCGUCCAUGGCUCAUGGGUCAGGUCGCAGGGGCGAUUGGGAGUGUGAAGCCUGCGAAGGAGAUCGUGGAUGAGAUGGUGCAAGGGGCUGUGGAGCAGUUGCGCAUGGGGGCGGGCUUAGUUAAGGGACGGGCGAAGCUUUGAGGAAGGACCCAGGGAGGAAGGAGGAGG
This is a messenger RNA of Dacryopinax primogenitus, 1077 nucleotides long. RefSeq names its product 2-nitropropane dioxygenase. The coding region runs from base 1 to 1050 and encodes 349 amino acids. Lineage: Eukaryota; Fungi; Basidiomycota; Dacrymycetes; Dacrymycetales; Dacrymycetaceae. The record is from RefSeq and is a predicted model, not a curated record. Gene Ontology annotation, molecular function: nitronate monooxygenase activity. The transcript has 4 exons.